This is a messenger RNA of Macrobrachium nipponense, 1137 nucleotides long. RefSeq lists its product as uncharacterized. The record is from RefSeq and is a predicted model, not a curated record. The transcript has 6 exons. The coding region runs from base 289 to 858 and encodes 189 amino acids. Lineage: Eukaryota; Metazoa; Arthropoda; Malacostraca; Decapoda; Palaemonidae.
UUGGAACUUGAGUCACGUGACUUGACCUGGCUCUGGCUGUGUUCUUCCCUCAUCAGCAGCCAUCUUAAACUUAGUUUGCUCUGGUUAUUCAUCGCCAUUAUACCGAAAGAUGUAGGCCCAGGCCAUGACGUCACUGGUCGUUGACCAAUCAGGACGCUCUCGAUCGCGCUGUUUCUGGCAAGGUCCAUGGUUUCUGACCCAAAAGAAAUGGCUCUAACGCAACAACCGUCGUAUCUCAAUGAAAAAAAAAGCUCUAUGCUGGUUCGUAUUUAAAAUGGAAGUGACCGAAUGGGUACAGCAGAGACUUUAUAUAUAUCGACGCCGUCAGCAGGGCUGUCCAUCUGGCUAAAAAAGAAUAUUUCAGAUAAAAAAAAAAUGACCACGAAAAUCAUAUCAACUGGAGCUGUCAAGCGCCUCGUCAGAGGUUCUUUAGAAUUCCCAAUGCGCUCCUUCAGAAGAUAUUUCAAGACUUAUCACAAUUACGUAUCUGAUUUCUACGGAGAAUCUGAUUGGAUGUCAUUGUCUAGAACCGGACAGAAUGAAAUACUCUUCGCUUCGAUGGCUGGUUGUUGCAAGGAAUCUUUUUAUUGUUUGAACCGCGUCUUGGGAGUGGAAGUUCCAGUUCCUGGUUCAUGGAGUGUAGCACCGAGGACGAGAACCGUUCUGAGCCAUGAAGGCAGCUCCGUGGACAAGUACAGUUUCCAAUCCUACAAGACUGCAGCACCGAGGAUGAGAACUAAUCUGAGAAUGGGGAAGCUCACCUCCGGGCAGUCGUGGAAGAAACAUGGCAGGGAUAAUAUUAACGUAGCUGUAGCUAGUUCUGAUGUUCUGAUGUAUGUGUUAUCUGUGUAUUCUUAAAGGGAGAAGGUUGAUUAUAUUUCGUCAUCUCUAAAACUGCUUGGCAGACGUUCUCUAUGUAACAUAAACGGUAUCAAAUUGUUUUACAGUGAAAGGUUGUACAAAUUUAUGAAGCUGUUUUCUGUAAGUUUAUUUGUAGUAUAUAAAUAGUAUAAGUGUCUGGCAUCCGUUCUCUGGGUAGGAAUUGAAUUGAAUUUAUAAAUUUUGUGGCCAUUUGCCACGUGCCGGAGCCAAAGGCCAUUCAGCGCAUAUAUAUCAACAAGAUAAUUUACUAAAAAA